AUGACCAACAUAGUCGUGUUUAUUAUUGUCUCGGGACUUCUACUCUUCACAGCCGCAGAGCCGAAGGAUACCGAUGUCCUGCAGGACUUUCAAUAUAUAAAUCAGCUGAGAUCAUUACGGCUUCUGAUUGCUGACCACAUCGAGGAUAAUGCAACCCAUGAUUUUGCACUCCAGCUGCCGAAAGUGCCAAGCCAAGAGGAUCUCUUGUGUCUGAGCGAUUGGACUCAGUUCUUGACGGCUCUUAAAGCUGGAAAAUAUUGGGCCUUGAAAAUGAUCGAUGCAUGGGGGUCUAUACCAUCGGGAAUCCUAACUGGAAACGUAUACGACCUGGGAAAUUUUGAUGAGUGCCUGGGUAUCAGAACAGAGGCCAGCCUAGGAAGAACCAUUCGGGGCAAGUACUGCCUUCUCUUGUCUUCUCCUGGAAAAAUGGUCGGAUUGGGUGGGUCAAUUAUUGAAAGGUUGUCCUUAAGGACUGCCACUUGUUUUCCCGCUUCCUGCUCGGCUGCUCACAUGAACACGUUCAUGGGACAAUUGAUGAAGCAGUUCUUGAAUUCAAGUAUUCCCACCAACGGAUUGAGUAUAAGCGAGAGCACUUGCCAGACAGAUGAACCAGAACCUUGGGAUGGACUUACCAUUUUCACAGUGGUGAUCUUAUCACUGAUGGGUUCUAUUGUGGCUAUUUUUACGCUGUACGACUACUUUUUCUGUGAAGACCAAGAUAAGCUUCCAGCAGUUGUGAAGGUUUUCUCGGCCAGGGUAAAUUCCCGGGCUCUAUUCCGCGUUGUGGAGAACAAGAGCAACCCAAAUGUAAUCGAUUGUCUUCACGGAAUUCGUUGCUUAUCUCUUAUCUGGGUGGUCUAUUGCCAUCAAUACACAAUGCAAACCCUGGGAGCAAACCUUAAUAUUGUGCUCUAUAAAAGCUGGUCCGAGUCAUCGUCAGCCAGUUUUGUUCUCCACGGAUUUUUCUCUGUAGACUCAUUCUUCUUCUUGGGAGGAAUGUUGGUGUCGUUGAUUGCGUUGCGAUCGAUGGACAAAACCAAAGGAAAAUUGAACGUGCCACUGAUGUACCUUCAUCGCUUGAUGCGCAUCCUUCCUGUUUUGGCAAUAGCAAUUCUGGUUUACAUAAGAAUCAUGCGAAUUGUGUCGGGAGGACCAAUGUUCAAAGGCGGAUAUAUGGCAACAUCGAUUUGUGAGAGCAACUGGUAUUGGACAUUGCUGUUUGUAAACAACUAUACGAAGGAGGGGUGUCCUGGCCAUACCUGGUACUUAUCGGUGGACAUGCAGCUAUUCAUCCUCUCUCCGAUCCUGCUAAUAUCCCUUUACAAAUGGGGCAAGAAGGCAGCAGCAGGAAUAGUCGUUCUCAUAGUCCUGCUCUCUGGCUGCCUCUUUGCCACGAUGAUGGUGAAUAACUACUCAAUGUUGAUAAAGCACACGAGUAAUAAUGCAACGCGGAAGUUGUACUUGGCAACCCACACACACGCUGCUCCUUGGCUAAUUGGGUUCCUGUUUGGAUACUUUGUGUACUUGAAUAGGGGCAAGAAGUUCCAGUUAAGCAGGAUAGCUGUGUGGUUGGGAUGGAUUCUCUGCCUGGGCAUGAUCUUCACAUCGAUAUUCGCCCUUUAUCCGGAUGCAAAAUGGAGUGAUCCUGGUCCGUCUACGCUGGCAGAGUCCUUCUACUACACUCUCACUCGAGUGGGCUGGCCAUUGGCCCUUUGCUGGGUGGUCUUUGCCUGCAUGCAAGGAUACGGAGGAUUGGCCAACAGUUUCCUUUCCUCCCCGUUGUGGCAGCCACUGUCGAGACUCUCCUACUCCGUGUAUAUGUGGCAUAUGUUCAUUCAGGAGAUAAACGUUAGAAGUGGCCGAACGAAUUCCUACUUUUCGGAAUACAGAGUGAUGCUUGCAUUCUGGUCCACUUUUGGCCUCACACUAUUGUUUUCCUAUUUUAUGCAUCUAAUCAUAGAGGCGCCCUUUGGAGGACUUGACAUUUUCCUAAGGCCCAAACCUAAAGUCCCUGCUUCCAUUAAAGCAGAGCCAGAGGUAGUGAAAGAUCAAGGGAAUCAAAUAGAAGAAAGUGGAAUUUCUAACAAAACUCCUGCCGCAUUUGUUGCCGAUUAAAAGUACUCCCAAUAUGCAGCUAGCAUGUAAAUAAAUGUAAUCUAUUGUAGGUUCAA
Messenger RNA from Drosophila serrata, 2171 nucleotides. Its product is annotated as nose resistant to fluoxetine protein 6. The record is from RefSeq and is a predicted model, not a curated record. Gene Ontology annotation, molecular function: acyltransferase activity, transferring groups other than amino-acyl groups. Lineage: Eukaryota; Metazoa; Arthropoda; Insecta; Diptera; Drosophilidae.